GUUUUCCUUUUUCUGUUGAGACUCUGCCGGGUACCACUUUAUAAUCUGUAAAUUACUUUUGCAUGUACAUAUCGUUUCAUCCAAUUCUCAUGUCGACUUUGCUACGUAUGUAUUAUUACUCACAUUUCACAGAGAAAGUAAUGUAGACUCAGAGGUUAAGUCCUUUACUGAAGAAAUACUGCUUACUAAGUGAUAGAGCAAGGAUUUAAGCCCAGGUCUGUUAUGUCUCCAAAGCCCAUCCUCAGCCACACUGGUGGAUUACAAACCCAGUCUGGAUCCCAGAAAUGUAUACAUUCCAAAGCCUUCUUCAUAUGAUUCUUAUAAUAACAAAGUCCAGAGCCCAUGACUAUAUCAUCCUACAGAUACGGAGUAAAUACUGAUAAUGGCCUAAAAAUGAUCACUUAAUGUAGCUGAGUUGUUGCUUAAAAUCACUUUGUCACUAUGUGGUUAUUUUCAUAUCUGGCUUCUUAAGUCUCGUGUUCUGUCCUAUAUUUUGCUUGAGUAAUAUUACUGUUUUGUUCAGCAAAUCUGUUAAUUUUAAUUUUUUUAUAAGUGAAUUACCCACAUCAACACUGACAUCUCAGUUUAGCUUUAUCCAGCCACCUAUCCAUAUUGUCUAUCACGUUCUCCAAAGUUUGCUGCACCAGGCAACCCAAUGAGAAUGCAGAAAGGAAAUUUUGAAUUUAUAUUUUUAUUUUAAUUACAAGAAAACUUCUUCAAAACUUCACCAAUUUUUACCAUGUUAAUGGAUGGCAGUUUAUACACAGUUUAUAAGUGAAUAUGAGUAAAAAGUCAUAUAGAAUAUACUCAAUACUAUAUUGUUGGGGUGUCCGAUCAAAAAAGAAGUAGAAAUCACUGGUCUAGUCUAUAGCCCCUUCCCUAUGACCAGGAAGUUGUGCCUGCUCUCCCGGGGAGGGAUUGGGAAGAAUAAUUCCUUUUGAAUAUGUAAUUUGUGCUCUAAUCCUCACAGGAUGGCAGAAAAUGACCUUAGAAGCCAGAAAUAUCUCCCACGCCGUGAGUGACUUCAUCCUCUUGGGCUUCUCUUGCCGCUGGGAAAUACAGAUUUUCCUCUUUUCCACAUUCUUUGUGACUUAUAUCCUGACUCUCCUUGGAAACCUGGCUAUUAUGUGUGCAGUGCGCUGGGACCACCGGCUCCACACCCCCAUGUACAUUCUGCUGGCCAACUUCUCCUUCCUGGAGAUAUGCUAUGUCAACUCUGAUGUGCCCAACAUGCUGGCCAACUUGCUCUCCAAAAACAAAACCAUUUCCUUUGCUCGAUGCCUCCUCCAAUUGUACUUCUUCUUCUCCCUGGGCACAACUGAAUGCUUAUUUCUCUCGAUCAUGGCCUAUGACCGGUUUCUGGCAAUCUGCCGCCCCCUACACUAUCCUACUGUCAUGACUACUAAGUUUUGUAGCAGCCUGAUCAUCUUCUGCUGGGUGUAUGGUUUUAUCUGGUUUCUAAUCCCAGUUAUACGCAUCACCCAGCUGCCAUUUUGUGGCCCAAACGUGAUUGAUGACUUUCUAUGUGACCUCAGUCCCCUGCUGGCCCUGGCAUCAGCCUGUGUCCCAAUCCCAGGGACUGUUCUCAUAUGUGGCACCAUGAGUUCCCUCCUCAUCUUUGCAACCUUUUUCUACAUUAUUGGCUCCUAUACCCUGGUGCUGAGGGCUGUGAUGGAGGUACCCUCUGCUGCUGGCCAGAAGAAGGCCCUCUCCACCUGCUCCUCACACCUGACUGUCGUGUUUUUAUUUUAUGGCUCAGUCAUGAUGACAUAUGUGAGUCCAGGGUCAGGACAAGCAGAAAGCAUGCAGAAGUUCACAACUUUGUUCUACUCAGUUUUGACCCCUUUGUUCAACCCCAUGAUCUACAGCCUCCGGAAUAAAGAAAUGAAGGAUGCCUUGAAGAAAGUUCUAGGAGGCUCCUAAAAUUGCUCUGUAAUGUUAGUGAGUUAUUACCAAGUAAGUUCAGACUGUGAGCCCCAGCAGUGAAGAGCUGAGAAACUGGCAAGUAGAUGUGAACUUUUCAAAAGAGACAUUUCAAAAUCCUAAAUGCCAUGUUAUCAAUGAAACCUUUACCCGGGCAGAAUUAAUUGCCUCUUCCACAGCACAUUACUUGCAUUUCUAUUUAACAGGUACUUCAUUCUUUUUUGUAUUAUACUUAGCUAUUUACAAAUGUGUCUUCACAUAUAUCCCAUCCUGAUUAGAUAUUCAGUUCCUUGAGAGCAGGAACUAUGUUUUAUUAAUUUCUGUAAUUCCAGAACUCAAAA
Sapajus apella (tufted capuchin) is the source of this 2264-nucleotide messenger RNA. RefSeq names its product olfactory receptor 11H6-like. Lineage: Eukaryota; Metazoa; Chordata; Mammalia; Primates; Cebidae. The transcript has a single exon. Gene Ontology annotation, biological process: G protein-coupled receptor signaling pathway. The record is from RefSeq and is a predicted model, not a curated record. Gene Ontology annotation, cellular component: membrane. The coding region runs from base 982 to 1923 and encodes 313 amino acids. Gene Ontology annotation, molecular function: olfactory receptor activity; G protein-coupled receptor activity.